Aspergillus tubingensis is the source of this 2154-nucleotide messenger RNA. RefSeq names its product Zn(II)2Cys6 transcription factor. Gene Ontology annotation, cellular component: nucleus. Gene Ontology annotation, biological process: positive regulation of transcription by RNA polymerase II. The coding region runs from base 1 to 2154 and encodes 717 amino acids. Lineage: Eukaryota; Fungi; Ascomycota; Eurotiomycetes; Eurotiales; Aspergillaceae. Gene Ontology annotation, molecular function: DNA-binding transcription factor activity, RNA polymerase II-specific; transcription cis-regulatory region binding; zinc ion binding. The transcript is spliced from 9 exons. The record is from RefSeq and is a predicted model, not a curated record.
AUGGGUGCCUACGCUCCCGUCACCAUCCAGACAUCUCUUGUUGAUGCGUCAUUCCCAGCGUUAGCCCUAAAAGCGACUUGUUCCAUGGCAGCCGUCAGUAUAUCGAUGACAACCCGUUCUGGUCGGACUUCCAGGAAGCAGCCUCUAAGAUUGCCUAUCAUUGCCCCCAAGAGUUGUCUGGUGAGCCCCAGCGCCGGCCUGGACCCUCCGACGCCCAAGAAGGUUUCGGUCCGCCAGCACCGACUGCGCUUCCCACCCCGUUCCCGAACUGGUUGCUGGACGUGUAGAAGCCGCAAAGUCAAGUGCGACGAAGUUCACCCUCAGUGUAAUCAAUGUGCUCGUCUGGGCCAUGUCUGUGACUACCAACCACGAUUGUGCUUUCGAGAUGAUACCCGUCGCGUAAGGGAGCGCAUGCCGGAUGUUAGGACCGCGGGAAACGUGGUUUGGGACCCGACAGUCACUUCGUGGAAAACUAGCGUGCCUCCAGCUACAUGCGACUUACUCCCGCCCUUCGCGAAACUCACAUCAGAUGAAGAGCGUGAGAGAAAGGCGCAAGCAGCGGUACCUGGAACUUACCAUGUGAUCGCCAUCCCAGAGAGUUUCUCUCAACUGCCUGAGUAUGCAGACGCGGACUCUGAACAAGAUUCUGGGAACGAUGCUCUGCUCGAAAACACUAGUGGCAGUAAUCCCCCGAUCGAAGAUGACAAUUGGGUCCAUGGACCAAAUGUCGUUGUAUUGAAGAGCUUCAAGUCUGCACGAAGACACUUUUACCCAGACAGGAGAAGUACCCCUCAAUCACCUGAAUCAGACCAGGGAAGCUUCUCAUUAUCUGCACCUUCGGUAUCGGAAUUGAUCCCGGACUAUCCGGCCACCGGUGUACAGCAUAUACAGGAAAGCGCCGAACCCAAUUAUUCUCAAAUGCUUCUUCUCGAACAUUUUCGUCAGUUCGUGUGUUUCCAGCUCCUUCCAUGCACUGGCCUUUUCAAUAUCAACGGUCUGGAUGCGACUGUGUUUGAACGUGAAGCGUCAAACUUCCCUCCUCUAUACCAUACAAUGAUGGCUCUAUCCGCUCUCAGUCUGGUUCGCCACGGGGGUGGCCAUCACAUCGAUGCCUCAUAUUACUACGAUCGGGUUGCCGCUCUUUCCCAUGGUAGUCUCUGCAAUGAAGACCUCUUGUCCGAUGCUCUGUAUCUGACACAUUUUCUGAUGCUUGUUUAUGAGGUUGUGGCCGCCAACCCCGGUGGUUCAAACCUUUGGUCACAUCACGUCUCUCGGCUGCUUCAUUUGGCCUUGCUGCGGCAAUCAAUUCCGGGGGCUGAACGAUUCCCUUGCAUCGCUUGGUGGGUAUGCCACGUGGAUCUAUAUGCGCUGUUCAGCGGUGCAGGCACGGGGGAGUUUGUCCGCGCCGUUCUCGACAAUCAGCUGCUACUAGACUUGCAGUCGCUGUGUUGUGCAGUUGGGCCCAGUGACUCGGAAUAUUCACACGCUGAUAACAGCUUACCUCUGAUCAUGCGAUUAUAUUACGACACCUUUACAUUAGCCAUCCGAAUAGGACUCCUCGCCGUUGAGACGCGGGAUGCCAAAGAGUCUUACCUAAACAACUACUUGGGCUCGCGGCGACAGGAACUAAGGGAGGUACGUGAUGUGUUCAUAAGGCUAUGGGGCCAGCAGGAGGUUGGGUACUUGUACCAGAAUCAAAUUAGUCUUUCAGAACAGUCGCAGAGUCUGUUGCAGCCGCUUGCUAUUCUGUAUCACACCAGCCUGCUCUUCUCCUCGACCAGUCUCUGGGCAGGACAGCGAUUGGAGUCUGAGGCUGCCUCAGACGAGGAGAUUCACCACCACGCGAUGCGAAUCUUACAGAUCGUAUCAGGGAUCGUGGAGAAGGGGCGAGCAGGAGACCGGCGAUUCAUUGCCUUUCCCAUAUUCCUGGCGGGCGCUGUGGCUCCAACAAGUGGGCUGAAAAUGAUGGCCUUGGAGCUACUAUCCAACCUAGAGGAGGGCGAAAUUGGGUAUAAUUCGGCUACAACAUGUCAGAUGUUGCAGGUAUUUUUUGAACGGCAAAUCCAGCAUUCUCAGCGUGGAGGCCAUGCGCUGGAGGUCGACUGGGCGGAGGUGCUGGCCGAGCAUGGGCGACCUUUAGUCAACUACGGUUGA